Molecule: messenger RNA, 5158 nt
Organism: Salvelinus fontinalis (brook trout)
Lineage: Eukaryota; Metazoa; Chordata; Actinopteri; Salmoniformes; Salmonidae
Exons: 16
Coding region: 453-3704 (1083 amino acids)
Biological process (GO): bicellular tight junction assembly
Cellular component (GO): apical plasma membrane; bicellular tight junction; cytoplasmic vesicle
Source: RefSeq, a predicted model, not a curated record
CAGUUUGAGUUGUAUGCAUUGCGUCUUGCAUCAGAUCGUUUACCGUUUAAGAGGCAAACGGAACGAAACGGUGAGCGACCUACCUAAAUUUGUCCAAUAGAAACUCGUUUUCGUUGCAAAAGCUUUCCGUUUGGAGUAGGCUUUAUUAAACAGUUUCGCAACAGACGAACGUUUUUCAAAACAAUUGGCGUAAUGAAUACACCCCUGGUUCGACCGGCCAGCCCAGGUGUGUUUCUUGUCAGACGGCUAUGUCACGCACAGGGACUGGUUGGUCACAUGGUCCAGCUCCAACGUUCUGCGGAAAUUAAUUAGCGGAAGAAACAGGUGGAUGUAUCAUCUGCAGGUGACACAGCCAGAGGAAAUCAGAGCCAUAUAAACAUAUUCAUACUGAACAGCAAGGCCAUGUGAGUCUGGCCCGGGUGACUGUGUAAAAGAGAGACCAGUGGGUCCCCAUGUCUGCUAGAGGAGGUUCCUCUGGCCGUUUCAACUGUGUCCGGGAUGCAGAACCUCACUACGACCAGGUUCCAGUGGGCUCCUUAUGGAGGGACCAGGACCUCCCUCCUCCUCCUCGCUCCCUUAGGGGUUUCAGGGGGGCAGACCUGGCUGUGAGCUCUGACCCCCUGCCCCCCCCUCCCCUCCCAGACAUACCCCCCGUGGGCCCUGACUUCUACCCUCCUAGCGACGGUGCCCCGGAGCGCCUUGACAACGACAGCGCAGCCAUGGACAUCAAACCCGUCCACCGCUUCAUUCCUGACUCCUUCAAGAACUUCUUCCGCGGCAACAGUGUCCGUGGUAGCAGCAACAAGCCCUUCUCCUUACCCCCCUCCCCGCCGCUGACGGAAAAAGACGACCUCAAACCAGGAACCACUAGAGGUGUCCCCUGCUCCCCUCCCCCCUCUCCCUCCCUUCCCGGUUCCUACCUGGACCCGUACGGAGGCUCUGGCGGCAGCUACAACUCCCGAAAAGAACGUGACGCCAUGCUGCUAGGAACCGAUGCCUUCGAGUCUGUCUCAGGCGUCACAUUCCGCUCAGCCAAGACCUACAGCGAGCGGGUGGAGGAUUACCACCAGCGCUAUGCCUAUAUGAAGUCCUGGGCGGGGUUACUGCGCAUCCUGGGCUGCGUCGAGCUCCUUUUGGGCGCUGUCGUCUUCGCCUGCGCGUGUGCUUAUGUGCACAAGGACAACGAGUGGUUCAAUAUGUUUGGCUACUCCCAGCCACAGUUGUUCGGGGGGUUAGGGGGCGGCGCAGCAGCCUACGGAGGCAGCGGAUCGUUCAGCUACGACGGACCCAAAACCCCCUUCAUCUUGGUAGUGGCUGGCCUGGCCUGGAUAGUAACAGUCAUUAUGCUAGUCCUGGGGAUGACCAUGUACUACCGUACCAUCCUCCUAGACUCGUCUUGGUGGCCCUUGACUGAGUGUGUGAUUAACCUGGCCCUUGGGUUUCUCUACAUGGUAGCAGCGGCAAUGUACGUCAGGGACACAACCAGAGGAGGCCUCUGUUACAUCCCUGUCUUCAACAACGGAAUCAACGGGGCCUUCUGUCGUACAGAGGCCGGCCAGACCGCCGCCAUUAUUUUUCUGUUCGUCAACAUGAUAAUAUAUUUUGUGGGCGCCGGCGUGUGUCUGAAGCUGUGGCGGCACGAGGCGGCGAGGCUGAGGAGGGAGGGGUUAGCGCAGGAGAUGAAAACCAUUGGAUCUUCCCUGCCAAUAUCUGCUCUGGGCGGUUCCAGGACCUCAGAGCAGACCCCUCUCCCCACCCUCCAGACUAUCCCAGAGGUGUUGGACGGCCAUCUUGCCUCUCCAGCCGUCCCUCUGAUGAUGAAGCCAGAGAUCCUCAGAGGACACAUCCCUGCAGGACACAUCCCCAAACCUGUAAUCAUCGCAGACUACGUAGCGAAGUACCUGACCAUCCGUACGGAGGAGGAGAGGGACCAGUACAAGGCUGUGUUUAAGGACCAGUAUGCUGAGUACAAAGAGCUGCAUGCUGAGGUCCAGGCCAUGGCCAAGAGGUUUGACGAAAUGGACGAACUGAUGAAGAACCUGCCUCCACGGCCCUCCAGUCAACUGGAGAAGAAACGCAUCGAUACCAUAGUAUUGGAGUACCAGAGAAAGAAAGAGGAUCCUACGUUCCUUGAGAAGAGGGAGAGGUGUGAGUACCUGAAGAACAAACUGUCCCACAUCAAACAGAAGAUCAACGAAUACAACAAGGUCAUGGACUGGAACGACGGAGGACCAGAGGAUCCCAGUAUGCCCUCUCACAACAAACGCACCUCUCCUUCCUACCAUCCCGGCAGCAGACGGCAUGAACACAGGCACAAGCAUAGCGAGCAUGUCUCCAACCCAGCUUACUCUUUCUACCCAGACGAGGAGCUCCUCCACUUCUACCGCUGGACCUCUCCUCCAGGGGUGAUGAAGAUCAUCUCCAUCAUCAUCAUCAUCAUGUGCGUAGCGGUCUUCGCCUGCGUGGCGUCUACGCUCGCCUGGGACUACGACAUGAGCACGAUGGGAAUGGGCGGCGGCGUCGGCGCCGGGCUGGGGAUCGGAGGCGCCGGAGGAUAUGGUGGGAGCUAUGGCAGUAGUUACGGCGGUGGCUCCUCCUACGGCAGCGGUAUCGGUGGAGGCUCAUCCUACGGCGGAGGUAGCUACGGAAGCGGGACCCAGACUGACCCGCUGGCGGGGAAGGGCUUCAUCAUUGCCAUAGCAGCCAUCACCUUCAUCGCCGUGCUCAUCAUCUUCAUACUAGUGGUGUCGCGGCAGAACGCGUCCCGCUCGCCAAAGUUCUACCUGGGGACCAUCAUCGUGUCUGCCAUCUUGGCAAUACUAAUGAUCAUCGCUACUAUAGUCUACCUGGUGGCAGUGAACCCCACAGCCCAGUCCUCAGGGUCUGUCUACUACAACCAGAUCAUACAGCUGUGUUCCCAGUACCAGAAUCAGAACCAAGCCCAGGGAAUCUUCAUCAACCAGUACCUCUACCAUUACUGCGUGGUGGAACCUCAGGAGGUCAUAGCCAUCAUCCUGGGAAUCUUGGUAUUUCUGGGUCUGAUCAUCCUGCUGGUGUUUGCUGUGAAGACGCGUCAGAAGAUCAGGCGCUGGGGCCCAGACAGAAUCCUCUGGGAGGAGGCCAAGGUUACCAGCAACAGCCUGCGCACACACACCAUCGGAGAGUGGGUGAAUAACGUGUCUGGUCAGCCGGACACUCUGGUGAAUGAAUACAACGACAAGGUGGGGGGCUCCAGGAACUUCCUGGACCAGCUGCCAGACCACAGACCUCUGUAUCUGCCUGGGAGCUCAGACAUAACUAGUUCGUUGGGAGGACUGAAGAGCAAGCUGAGGGACUACGACACUGGUGCAGAAUCGGGAGGAGAGGAUCUGGACGAGAUCGACUUUAACACCGAGUUCUCUGCCAUCUUGAAUGAGCAGGAGCGUCUGGACUACAAGAGGGAGUUUGACCGGGACCAUCUGGAGUACAAAGAGCUUCAGGCUGAGCUGGAUGACCUCAACAUGGGCCUGGCUGACCUGGACAAGGAACUGGACAGACAGCCAGAGGGCAGCCCACAGUUCCUGGAUGCUAUGGAUAAGUACACCCAGAUGAAGAAUUUGAAGAAGUCCUCAGACUAUCAGCUGAAGAAGAAGAGGUGCAAGCAUCUGAAGGCCAAGCUGUCGCACAUCAAGAGGAAGGUCAGCGAGUAUGACCGCAGACGCUGAACCCUGACCACUAACCCCAGUCCAGAGCAGACUCCACCCUUGUCUGUCCAGGAAACUGGCCCCAAAAGAAAGAAGACCAUAAUGGGAGAGGGACCCAGAGAAGGCUUUUUUUCAAUGUGAAGUCAUAUGAACUGUUUUUAAGAGGGAGAAUUCUCUGAAUGUCUAAUAAUGUUUUAUUUUUUUUUAAAUUAAAGUUAGAUUGAUGUUGAGUCCCCCCCCCCCCCCCCAUAGCCGCAGGAAGUAGGGGUGCUAAGAGUGCCGCCGCACCCCCUGAAAAAUCCUGAUGUGGCUCAGUUGGCAGGGCAUGCUGCUUGCUAUGCUAGGGUUCUGGGUUCGAUUCCCACAGAGGACCAGUAAGAAAAUCUGUGCACUUACUGUAAGUUGCUCUGGAUAAGAGUGUCUACUAAAAUGGAAAAGGAAAGAAUAGACCAUUUAACUUUUCACAUAGAAAUAAGUUGCAAAGUAUUUCAAGAAAAUGGAUAACAUAUCAAUAAAGUUUUUUUUAUAUUCCACAAGUAUUUUAAGAUUACCUGUUUUGUACAGAUAAUUAUCAGACUCAAUUUACAAAUGUUGGUAAACACAAAUACAUUAAGUAUUUUUUUUUCUUCACAAAAGCAGUGCACUGGGCCUGUAUAGCGGACCAAUAUAUAGACCCCCCCUCCCCCCUCUGUCGUCACAGCAACCCCAUCCCCAAACUACUUCCGGCGGCUAUGAUUCUACCUCUGUGGCCUCUGCCGAGUCCCCAACAAUUGGAUGUUCCGGUUUUGGAAAGAGCCUGUGACUCGACUUCCGCUUUUGGACAUUGCCAAGGUGACCAGCCAUCUUAACUCCUCCUCCACAUUUACUGGAUUAAUUGAACAGUACAGAAGAGAACCUCCCCAGACAGUUAUUUUUUUAUUUUGAUAAACAAUAUUUAUGGGAUCUAGUUUCAGGCGUUUAUUUGAAACCUGCUACGUUAGGUUAACAGUUGGGUAAUGAUGGUUGGUGCAAGAUGCUAAAGGUUAUUAGAGCGCCCUCUAGGGUAUAGAUACAUGACAUGGCCAAUGUUUUUUUUUACAUGUUUGUACAUUUUUGUUGUUUUAACACAUGUUCUCAUGGGAUGGUCCUGUAUCAAAAUAAAUACCCGGUGGGACCUUAUGGAAUUGUACAGUUGUCAGCUUUUACAAAUUAAUUUUGUAGCUGUCUUUUACUGACAUCCGGGCACCAGAUGUAUAGUAAGCAAAUUAAAGAUUUUUUCCCUUUUUCUUACCUAGAUCUUUUUGUGAAUUUCCGAAAAUGUUUUUCCAUUCAUGUAAAUUUUAAUUUUCUCAGACAUUUCUGUCUGUUUAGUUAAAAAAACAAAUGUGAGCAUUGUGAUGUAUUGAAGAUAUUCAUCCUCAACAAUAGUCUGAGGUUAAAUAUUGUCCAUACAGAGAUGCAGGCAAGUAAGCUACUACCAUGGUGAUUAUGUACAA